AUGAUGGCGAAGAAACGCCGACGCUCCGAAAGCUUCAAUGACGACGCUCACAAGCGGCUAGAAGAUUUCGGUGCCCGAAUGUUUGAAACGCCGCAACAAGAUAUAGUAGCUCCGAGCUUAACGACGCUUAAUGUUUUAUCUAACGCUAAGCGUAAGAAGCACAGUAAGAAGUUUGUGGAUAUGGCCGAGGAAAAGCUUGUACCGAUAGUGAAGUUCAGCAAGAAAAAGAAAUCUUCAGACGCUAGAGUUCAUGUGGAGAAAGUGGCACGUACGGUAGCUGUUAAGGAUGUCGUUUCGACCAAGAUACAAGAGAAGAAGAAAUUGAAAAAGGCAAAGCUUUUGCAAUCGGGUUUUCCACAGUUGUUGGGCGAAGAAAGAGAUAUGGAUCCAUAUAAACAAGAGUUGAACACGGUGAAAGAUCAGAGGAAAAGGGAAAAGCAAGAAAAUGCAAAGAAGACAAAGUGCAUGCAAUUGCACGCAAGGAAAAGAAAUAAUGAUACAACAGAUUCAUCAAAGCAAGAGAUGGAUGGCUUUGGGCAACGGAAGGGGAAGCAGGAAAUGGUGAAUGAGACGGAAGAUCUGCAAUGGCAUCCGACGCAGCAAGAGAAGGAAGGAAACUCCGAAGACGAAGCCGAUCCAUUAGAGCAAGCGCUGAAUAGUAUCAAGGACCAAAUAAAGAAGAAAAUGCCGGAGAAAGUUAAAAACAUAAAGCCUGUGCAAUGGCGUCCAAUGCCAUUUGAUCAAAAUGUCGAGGAGGGGGACGGAGUGGACUUGUUAAAGCAAGCAGAUAUAUGUUCUCGAAAGCAGAGAAAGCAGCAGAAGAAGAAGCAUGAGGUAAAAGAAGAGACGAAGGUUGUGCAACUGCAUAAAACCGAGCACAUGGAAGAAGGUGAGGACGGUGACGAAGCAGAAUUAUUUGAGCAAGCGCUGAAUACAAAGAAAUCGAAAAAGAAACAGGAGAAACGAAGCAAGCCAACUACCGUAAAAGGGCUCUCCAUGCAGCAUAAGGAGGAAGGAGACGAUGGAAAUGUAGCAGAACAAGAACUUUAUUGCUCAAUCAUAGAGAACGACAAGAAGAUGAAAAAAAAAAUGAAAUUUUUUUCGGAGCAGCAAAUAGCGAACGGAAACUUCCGUUGCAAGUCGGAUCAUUUGCCGCAACCGCUCAACAAGUGGAAGGAAAAGAAGGAAAAGAAGGAAAACAUGAAUAAGAAGCAAUUGAAGGCGACGAAGUCCUCGCAGUGGCAUUCAAAACAACCCUCAGAGGAGAAAGAAAACAUCGCCUUUUUGGCAGAGCAAGCAAAGAAGCAAACCAAGCAGGAAGGGUAUGAGAAGACAAAGAGCUCACAGCAAAAAGAGGAUAGAAAAGAUGACGGAUUGGGCUCCGCGGAGCAAGCUGUGCACAAGAGGAAGAAGAUUACUUCGAAGCAGGAGGUAACACCACUUCACAAGGAAGACAAGAUAUCGGUGCUGGCUGUGUCAGGCACUGAGGUGAACACGAGCAAAUCGAUUAUUAAAAGCGAAAAGGAUGCGCAAAAUACUGCUGAGAUCAGCAAUAGCUCGGCCAGUGCCAAGAAACGUGGGUCAAUCAGACCCAAGAAGAAAUCAAAAAAACUGCGAAACUUGUCAAUAGAAAGCAGCAAAGAAGCUGUCGAAAAACUACAGAUGAUCUGCGAGAAUGCUGAAAAAACUAGCGUUGCAGCCCUUAAAGUGGUGACCGAAGCCGGGUCGUUUGAACAGAAAUCUGCAGACGAAUUUUCAUCCGGUACAGCCACUACGCAGGUAGCGAGGCUACCAGCAUCGCAACAAAGGUUGAAGGAUAAUGCUACGAGGAAGUCAGUAGAAAUGCCGACAUUUACAAUGUCACAGAUUGUAUCAGACUCGAAAAUAAGCCAGCAGGUUAGCAAAACUAAUACAACAAAGGGAAGUACGACGGCAACGCCUAAGAAGAUAAAUACGACGCCGGAAAAAGACACGGCAGUCACCAAGAUUAAUGCUCCUACAACGAAUUGCGUUGGUGAGAAGGAUCAUAAAAUGAAGGUUUUGGACCAACUUCAGACGCCAAUUGCGGCUUCUUUGGCGGAAGACGCGACAAAGAAAAGUGACAUGUUUUUGCCAGCUCAUCAAAUAAUGCAUCAGCACAUAACCCCUGCUAACCACACAAAGAAGGCACCUCCAUACCAACUUGAUACAUCGUCUUCGGCAGAAAGCGAGAGUGACGACGUUGGUUCUGACUUUGCUCGCGAUGAGGGUGUUUCAUCAUUAUUUUCUCGUCUCAUUGAUUCCGCUGCUCGAGAACAGUGGGAGCUGCUGGAAGUUGGUCGUCUUGUUCGACUAUUUGCUGCAGAGUGGAAUUUCAAAAAGACCAAGACAGCACAAUUCCUGCUAAGAAUUUGCCCAGAGCUCGUGAGUGUUGACUUUUUAGAAGGAUUGGGUGUAAAUUUAACGGCAAAGCAGCUUGUUCAAGUAUUUGAGGCAGGCUCGGGCAACUCAAGCGUUUUAAUAAAUAAAAUGGCAUCAGCGGUGGAGAAUGGACAUUUGAGAGUCCAGGACCUGCCUUUGAUCUCAGCUUUGGAACGACGUGUCGCUUUGAUGGAAACGAACACUGAAGUAUUGGAACUUCUGCAUCCACUGUUGGAGAGUUUGUCGACCGUGCGUGAUGUUGGUGCUCUGGUAAAGCAUCUAUGUCAGCACUGGCACCUGGAGCGCAAGACUGACUUGGUACAGCAGAUCCUUUUGUCGAAUGUUUUUGACGAUCUCGACGGCAAUCAGGAUGACAUUUGUUUGGACUUGCCUGAUCUUAACGGAAGACUAGACUUUCCAAGUCGUUUAGAUCAAGAAGACGUGGAUGAGAAUGGCAAUUUAAAAGGCUUGGUUGUUGAUGGUGACGGUAGUGAACUGAGUGGAGUCGAAGGAUCAGCAGAAGAGGAAGACGACGACGAAGAAAGUGAAGAUGGCGUAGAUCUGUACGAAGGUGAGACCGAUUCGGAUGAAGAGAUUGAAUUUGCUGGGCGUUCUAGAGGCCACCACCGAUUUAUUGAAGACGAGGCGGAGGUCGGUGAAGAUGAUGAAGAGGAGGCUGAAGAAGAGGACCAUAGUGAUGAAUCCGUUUCGUCUUUAGAUAGUUUUUGA
Messenger RNA from Plasmopara halstedii, 3129 nucleotides. RefSeq lists its product as uncharacterized. The transcript has a single exon. NCBI's taxonomy places the organism in Eukaryota, Oomycota, Peronosporomycetes, Peronosporales, Peronosporaceae. The coding region runs from base 1 to 3129 and encodes 1042 amino acids. The record is from RefSeq and is a predicted model, not a curated record.